AUGCCUCUUAUCAGUACGAAGCUACAUGUAUUGAACCCGGUAUGGAGAAAAAAGAAACCUCGUGAUACUGAGCAACACGAAGAACCCGAACCAAAACCAGCAUUUAUCGUCCCAGAAACUCAAGAAAUUUGUACAUCUGCCGAGGAACUGCAGCGCAAAAUUACUAUAUAUAAUGAAAAUAUAUGGACUUGUCGUGUAACUGGGAAACCUAAUUUAACUUAUCGGGAAGCAUUGAAAACUGAAGCAACUGCUAUUCGGACACUAAAAAAGUGUUUCCCCAAGUUUUUUGAAAAAACCAUCCUUGAGCGCGUCCAUCUCAGUACUCUACCCCUGGAAUCCUUGGUACACAGCUGCUGGACCACCAUACAUGAACAAUUUCAUAUUGCGGAACCUGUGAAACUAAAAGUUGACUCUGUUUCGAAUACACCAAUACGUGGAAUAAUUGAUGAUAUAAUAAAAUCUCAAACUGUACCGACACCUGUUCCGGAUAACACUUCACCGAAUAAUAGUGACAAAGAAAAUGUGACUAAAAAGAAUUCUCCCAUCAAGAAAAACUACGCUUACAGUGUUAAAGUCCUUUCGGAUAUCCCUGUUGUUGUACAUGAUGUUCCAGCCUGUUCCAUUGACCGUAUCAACCGAGCACCUUCCAAAGACCAUAUCAAAAUGUUUAUUCGAAGUCAUGCUAUGCGUUAUGGACCAAACUUUACAGGUCCAUGGAUUGUAAAUGAGGAGCUUUUACGACGUCAUAAAAUACCUUUAAAAAGCCCCGGAUGUCAAGUUGAUAAAGUUAAGUUAAAACAAAUGUCCAAAGCCCUGGAGGAGGAAUACUUUGUACGCGUUAUGAACUCCCGACGUCAGUCCAACGGAGAAGGUACAUCAGAUGAUGUUACCUCAAGCACACCACUUAAUUUUAAACGUAUCAAACGCUUCUCUGUUCUACGUGAAGACAACACUCCCAAGAUGCUUGAAGAAAAUGAAGAUAACUUACCGCUAGCUCAGUUAAAAGAUCGUUCUCAAUUUAAACAAUCAUUGGAGGAUAGUAGAAAAAAGAAAAUGAAACAGUCCACCUUAUUUCAAUUUGGCAAGAAAACUCCUACGAAAGAUGAAAUACCAGACAAGUCAGCAAUCAAUCGUCCUAAAAAGAAUACUAAUGAAAGAUGUGCAUUACCUCGAGUUGCUCAACAUCUCAUCAAAAUGUUUGGAGAAGAUCGUAAUAAUCCAGCCAUAGAAACUCAGAUAAGACUCUGUGCAAAAUUCAUAAGUGACGUAGAUAUUCUUAAGUUACCUGUUGAAUUACGCGAUCCUGUGCGAUCAAAGAAAGAAGCGUUUGCGUUCAAAAAAAAGUUACUGACUAUGUCACCGACUCAACGAAAGCAAGCACUCCAAGAAAUGAAAGAAAAACAGAAGAUUGAACAUAUUCACGCUAAUAAAUUGCUUGAUGAUCAACAUCUUAUGACUGCUUUGCCUCAGUGCCCUCGUUUACCUGAACCUUCCAAACUUGAACUUCCUCCUAGUUUCAACGAAUCUUUGUUUGGACGCCUGCUAGGAUUAACAGAAUUUUUCCAUGUCUUCCAUAGCUUACUUGUUGAAGGAUCUGUUGAUGAUACCGAGGUAGAGAAUCCAUCUGAAAAUAAUGUCCUAUCUGGCUUUUGUCGCUUUCCAGUCGAAUCUCUUGUAGCUGGGGUUGGUGAACCGGGUUAUUCUGAUGAUGAUGACAAUGGUAAUACUGAUGAAGAAGAGGAAGAAGCUGGAUUAACUGAAUCAAAUGCUCCACUUCCGAAAAUAUGUAUAAAGUCAUUGCGUCGUCUAGGAUUGAAACGAUUACUUAACGCUGUCACCACAAAUAAUCCAUCAGCCGGUGCCUAUCGAUCACUAGCACGUCCUUUAAGUGUCCUAUUACGCUUAGUCUUAAGAGAUGAACAAAUAGGUAAAAAACGUGAGUUGGGCUUGAAACUGGCUAAAUUCCCAGUUACACCGUAUACAGCUCCUGAGCUCCUUAGAUUGACUCUUUUAAACGAAAUCCCAUCAAAUCAUGCUAGAACAACUAUAUUGGAACAAUUACGAAAUCAUGAUGCUCCAGUCACCGAUCCUAAUCCAUUUGACCAGAAUUCUGUGACACAACUUAUACACCACUUAUCCAACUCUGAUCUGCAUGAACUGUUUCCAGAAAUACGUGUAAUAGCGUUGGAAUGGGCAGUGGAUAAAAUUUUCGAUCUUGAUCUUAUAGAUGAUCAUAUUAUGGCAUGUCAACGUCGUGCAGCUGAUGCUUGGCAAAGGAAAAUUCAGGUAUUACGUGAUAAAAACUUACGAAAAAAAGACAAAAAAGAUAAUGCAAAUGAAGCUAACAAAGCCACCAGUAAUAAUAAUAGCAAUAAUAUAUCUACUAAUCAACUUGAUGAGUCGAAGUCUAAAGCAGACACUCCUACCGCUACUGCUGAUGAUAUCACAGAUUCUGAAAAUGACUUAGCAUCAAUUGUAAAACGCAGACGAAUUCUAGCUGCACGAGCAGCAAUAGAAAAGGAAGAAAAAGAAAAUCUGGAACGUCAGCGCCGUCUGGAAAUGGCUCAAGAACAUGCUGAAGAACGUGCAAUUAAUACAGUUAGUCGACUUCAUGAUAUUCGGUCUACAGAAGCGAAAUGUGUUCUACGAAACAACCCUAUUGGUUAUGAUAGAUAUUAUCGUCGUGUUUGGUAUUUCCGUUGUUCUCCGGAUCGUUUGUUUUUGGAGGCUAAUUGGGCUUCCUCAAGUAUCAUGUAUUCGGUUGAUUCCUUUAGAAAAAAUGAAUCUGUCCCAAUUACCACUUUGAGUGAUGAAACAAUACCACAACCUGCUCAUGAUUUUGUAAAAAAUGGCACAUUGAACAGUGGAACUAUUUCAAGUUCCUGGAGUAAUUGGUAUUUUUAUGAUCGUCCUGAACAGUUAGAUGAAUUGUUAAAUUCAUUGCUAACUCGCGGUGUUCGAGAAAGUCAUUUAAAAAGUCAGUUAUUGGCAGAUGGAUUUCUGGAGUCACUUAAAAAAAGAUGGAGAAGUGGUCUCUCAAAUGAAUUGGUAAUUAAAGCUGACACGACGAAUGGUACUCCUAUAAAUGUAGAAAAACAUCCAUCUCAUCAUAAACGCGAUCUUCCUGCUGGAGCCGCUUUGGCAGGAGCAUUGUUAAAAAAUAUUUUAGAUACUGAGGUUCGUCUAAGAUCCGGUGGUCUCGGUGGUGUACCAGAUUUUACAAAAUGGCAAGAGCGUUUAGCACAAAUACAAGAAUCCUAUGGAAUCCAACAAGAAACUCUUAAUGUAAAUUUGUCUUCAAAACCAAAUCUGUCAGCUUUAUCCAGUCUAUGUGAAUUGCCAAAUAAAGCAGGACUUGCUAUUGCUCUUAUUGAAGUAGCUGAAAAUAUAAUACCUCGCUUUUUAAACGUUCCUGAUCUUUGCACCAAGUCAAAAUUCAACUCUAAUCAAAAUGGAACAAAUGAUUGUCAUGAUCUAAAAACUUCCUUUCCAGAUCAUGUACCAUUUUGUAGAUUUUCAUCUGGAGAAGAUUCAGACGCAUCUGAAAGUAAUGAUCGUUCACAAGAACUGGAGAAAGCUGUUUUAGACCCUGAAGCUCAUGAACUACGAACUCGUGCUUGGAUGACAGCUUGGCGUACUGAAGUUCAAAAUGCUCGUACACUGACCCGAUUAAAUCUCUUACAUGCAUGUCUGGAUGCAUGUGUUCGCUGGGAAAAGUCAGUGGAAGAUGCGCGCUGUCGUAUUUGUCGUCGGAAAACAGAUGAUGAUAAUUUACUACUUUGUGACGGUUGUAAUCUUGCUUUCCAUCUCUACUGUUUACGUCCACCAUUAAAACGUGUACCAACAGGUGAUUGGUUCUGCCCGACAUGUGGACCGGCCUCCCGUGCCCUUGAAAAGCGUAAGCGUGAAGAACGUUUAGCUCGGUCUGCAAGACGACGAAAACGUGCUUUGUCAUCUGAUGAUGAUGAGCAAUUAAAUUCCGAUAAUAAUGAAGAAAGUAGUGGCGAAAGUGAAGCUACUCAAAAAAUCAAACGUCGAAAUCCCCGUUCAUUUCGAUCCAAAGGCGGUAAUGACUCAAGUGCGUUCAAUAUAAAACGUUCAAUUAGUCCAGCCAAUCGUAAUUCAGUUUCAUCUAGAAAUAUCAGACACGAUACAUCCUGUCUUGUUUGUUCAGAUUCAAUUGGUGAUUUGGUUCUAUGUUCCAACUGUCCCAAUGUAUUCCAUCUGGACUGUCAUGAUCCCCCAUUGCACCAUAUUCCACGUGGAGAUGGUUGGCAGUGUUCAGUUUGCCGGUCGAAUAAAAAACGUUCUACUAUUACUUCUUAUUUUCAAAGCAGAGAUUAUCGUCGGAAAACUUAUCAAGCAAUUUUCAAGAAACGAGCUGUCAGUCCAGAUGAACGUAGCGAAGAUGAACUUUUAAAUAGUACAUCUUUUACUCGUUCAACACGAAGUAACAAUAGAUCUCGAAGGAAUAUCGCAAUGUCUGACACUGAUGAUGAACAACAAUCGAGUGAAGCAUCUUCAGAUGUAGAUAUCCGCUCUAAUAAUCAACGUCCAAUUUCCCGUCGACGUAGUGCUUCACGAUCAGCGUCUGCUCUUAGUUCACAACUAAAUAAAUAUCCAAAACGUAGACGACGACACUUGUCUGAUCAGGAGGAUACUUCAGAAACAGAACAAAUGGACGAAAAGUCUCAAUCUUUAUGUUCACACAUUCUUGAUGCUGUGUAUAAGCACAAACACUCAUGGCCGUUCAGAAAACCUGUUGAUAGAAGCCAGGUUCCCGAUUAUUAUGAAAUUAUCACAGAUCCUAUCGAUUUGUCCAUGAUGCGUGAUUGGCUUUCUGAAGGACGGUAUAACACGGAAACUACCAGCGCAGGACUGAAGAAACUAGUACAUGAUCUAGGUACUAUGUUUUAUAACGCCGAAUUAUAUAAUGCUGCUGACUCAGACGUUUGGUUAGCUGGAGAGCAGUUAGAAAAAUUCGUGAAGAAUCAGUUCGCUCAUAUAAACACAGAUGUUAUCUACUCUAGACCAGCACUUGGUGAUGCAUGA
This is a messenger RNA of Schistosoma intercalatum, 5052 nucleotides long. Lineage: Eukaryota; Metazoa; Platyhelminthes; Trematoda; Strigeidida; Schistosomatidae. The record is from the annotation of a GenBank genome assembly.